This is a messenger RNA of Solanum stenotomum, 1453 nucleotides long. Its product is annotated as calcium uptake protein, mitochondrial-like. Lineage: Eukaryota; Viridiplantae; Streptophyta; Magnoliopsida; Solanales; Solanaceae. Gene Ontology annotation, cellular component: uniplex complex. The transcript is spliced from 7 exons. Bases 32 to 1423 code for a protein of 463 amino acids. The record is from RefSeq and is a predicted model, not a curated record. Gene Ontology annotation, molecular function: calcium ion binding. Gene Ontology annotation, biological process: mitochondrial calcium ion homeostasis; calcium import into the mitochondrion.
AGAAAUUGCAAGCAUAGUUUUCAAGUAAAGUAUGCCAUCUUGGUCGGGACUCCGGCGAUGUACACCACCGAUUGGUUGUAGGCCGACAACCCAACUCCGCCAUUUUAGCCAUUUAAGUGGAACUGAAGUUCAGCUGGAUCCAAAGAGCACUUCAAUAUCUUUCCUCAAAUGGAUUGGUGGAAUCAUUACCAGUUCCACUUUAGCUUUCGCAUGUUACUCUUAUUCUUCACCAAAUUACCCAUCUUUGUCUUUUUCCCACACAUCACAAUCUCUUGACCACCAUCGACCAAACUAUCUCUUUGGAGAUGCUUACAGAAGAAAAGUAUUCUUUAAAUAUGAAAAGCGUAUUAGGAUGCGAAGUCCUCCUGAAAAGGUGUUUGAGUACUUCGCAUCUUUUGAAGCCCAUGAUGGAGAAAUAUUUAUGACACCAGCAGAUCUAAUGAGAGCAGUUGUUCCUGUGUUCCCUCCAUCUGAAUCACACCUCGUGAGAGAUGGAUAUCUCAGAGGUGAAAGAAAUCCGGGUGAAUUGCGAUGUGCCCCAUCAAAAUUUUUUAUGCUUUUUGACACAAAUAGUGAUGGCCACAUAUCUUUUAAAGAGUAUAUUUUCUUUGUCACCCUGUUGAGUAUCCCUGAAUCAAGUUUUUCAGUGGCAUUCAAGAUGUUUGACCUCGACUGCAAUGGAGAGAUAGACAUUUAUGAAUUCAAGAAAGUGAUGACUUUGAUGCGAGCUCACAACAGGCAAGGUGCUCAUCACAGUGAUGGACAUCGAGGAGGGCAUAAUUUAGGUGGUCAUAUAGACAGUGGAGGCCUAUUACAAGACUUCUUUGGUGAAGAUGGGAAGAAACGCCUCCAGUAUGAUACAUUUGUCCAAUUCUUGAGAGAUCUACAUGAAGAAAUGCUAAAAUUGGAGUUUGCCCACUAUGAUUACAAGUUUCGGGGGACCAUUUCCGCAAAGGAUUUUGCCCUGUCCAUGGUUGCUUCCGCUGAUUUAAAGUACUUAAACAAGUUGCUUGAUCGAGUUGAUGAUUUAGAUAAUGAGCCACAACUAAGUCAUAUUCGUAUUUCAUUUGAGGAAUUCAAAAGUUUUGCUGAGCUUCAGAAGAAGUUGCAACCAUUUUCAUUGGCACUUUUCUGUUUUGGGCAAGUGAAUGGUCUUUUGACUAGAAGUGAUUUUAAAAGAGCUGCUUCUCAAGUAUGUGGAGUCUCUCUCACUGACAACAUGAUAGAACUUGUCUUCCAUGUUUUCGACACAAAUCGUGAUGGAAGUUUAAGCUCGGAUGAGUUCAUUCGAGUUUUAGAGAAGCGAGCAAGGGAUAUUGCUGAGCCAACUGAAGCAGGGAUCCUUAACUUUAUGUCUUGUUGUGGGAAUUGCACACGAAACUACAAAUCAAACUUGCUUUCUUCAUGGUCAACCUCUUGUUGACGGGAUGAGGACCUACAGGAAUAUUGGUAU